This is a messenger RNA of Caenorhabditis sp. 36 PRJEB53466, 3432 nucleotides long. Lineage: Eukaryota; Metazoa; Nematoda; Chromadorea; Rhabditida; Rhabditidae. The record is from the annotation of a GenBank genome assembly.
AUGGUCCAAACGUACAGAUCGCCUGUACGGAUCUACAAACAUCCGUUUGAGAUCGUGAUGGCGGUGAGUUAGUUUGAAGAAACUUGAAUUCCUUUUUUUUUCACAAUGUUCCAGGCAUACGAAAUGCGAUUCCCGACGUGCCCACAGAUUCCAAUAUUCGUCGGUUCAGAGAAGACGUUCGAAUAUAAAAGUGACGACGGUGCAGAAUGGGUCAUCGACAGGAAGUGCCAGCUCAACAUCGAGGCUCCUUACCUAGUGAAAAAGAUUGCCGGAGUCGACUACGUCUACUUCUCGCAGAAGAACUCGCUUGAUCGCAGGAAGAGAACUCUUGACAUCGAAGCGACGAACAUCUCAUUCGCGAACAGAAUCGCAGUUAAAGAAAACUGUACAUAUUACGUACGAAACUCUGGUUUAACAGACUCAAUAAGCUUCUUAUUUCCAGGUUCAUGCCGAGAACGAAAACUGGACAUGCUUCGAGCAGUCUGCUUCUCUCGAUGUCAAGAACUUUUUCGGAUUGGAAUCGGCCGUCGAGAAGCUCGCUGUUCGACAAUACGGAGCCAAUUUGGCAAAAGGAAAAGAAAUUCUGGAGUUCUUUAUCGAGGAACUGCUGAAGACGACAACGCAUAUCGAGAGGUUCAGAGAUCCGGAGGAAGACGAUUCAACUUCAGCCACAGGUGAGAAGCAGGAGAAGCAACAAACUGAAAACUUCUAUGAUUCAUUGAAAUUCAAUUGUGAGUAUUCUUUUAAACUCAAUGUAUCGCUAUUGCCCCUCGGUGUUUGCAGACUCGAACCAAAAUUUCCUGAAAUUAGGUUUGAGUCUGCAAGCACCGAGAGGGCAAGAGCGGUAAAUUGAGUAUAGUUAACCGUUUUCACUGCAGUGUACUGACCUCAUCAAACCGAUUCCAGAUUCGGCGAUUGAACUGAAAGAGUCAUCUGACGGAGAUGCCGUGCUCGUCGAGAAGGCGCCGAUGCUGGCAGCAGAGUCCGAGGAGAUGAAGACUGCGCGAGCGACGGCCAGUUUUGACGACGGUUCGUUGUGAUUUCGUCCAAUUGCUGCUCCGUUUAGGCAUCCGUCUCAUCAGUUUUCUACCGUGUUCUUAGCCCGCUUUUCAUGCACUUGUGAUGUCCCCACUCGGAAACCUUCUCUUCUCCAACACUUUCAUAGUUGUAAUAGUUUUCUGUUUCUAUUAGCAUGCUUCAAUUUGGUUGUUGUGUCAGCAUGCUCAUCUAUCUGCACAGACACCUUUUAGUUCUAAUUUUCUAUCCCGGGCCGGAGGUAUCUGCUCUGUCUCGUUGUAAUUUUCAAAGUAACAGAUUUUCUGUGCCUAUACCCACAAUAAAAUCGUAAAACCCCUUGGUCAGUGCAAAGAACGAAGCGUUCCGAUGCUGCCGCCAAUCAGAAAGUGCACCCGAUUCCCCCGCGGAUAUCUUGUACUCGGCGGUGCCCACUUCAGACUGUUUGGUCUUUGCGCGACUGAGUCUCUCGGCUUCUCCCGUCUCUAGACGGGCGCAGCUCUUCGGCGAUCUCCUUGAAUCGCGAAUUUAUCGAUUCAUUAGGAACACGAUCUCCUUUCAUAUUGUUGCUAGAUAAUGCUUGCUCGAAAGUAUGAUAAAAGUGGGAAGCGUAGAAAGUCUGUCAAAUUCGUAAUUGGUUAGUUGUUAUCCCCUGCCUGCAGCUCAGCUUGAAGCACUCACAGCAUCAGUCGCAACCACAUCGCAACACACAGCAAUUUGUUACUUUUUCAGCUGAUUCGAAACUCGAGGCAGAGUACAUUCGAAGGUUCCUGGGGCAAUUGAGUCCACUGGAAGAGUCGAGACUUUGCGAAAUCAAGUACAGUCUGCAAGCACAUCAUAAGGUUUUGCCAGUUCUACUUUAAGCUUCUAAACAUUGCAUUUCAGGGCAAGCUUCCGAACGAUGCCCACUUGCUCCGUUUCCUGCGAGCGCGCGACUUCGAUGUGGCGAAGGCGAAAGACAUGGUUCAUUCGAGCAUAAUCUGGCGCAAACAACACAACGUUGACAAGAUUCUGGAGGAGUGGAGUCGCCCGACAGUUAUCAAGCAGUACUUCCCCGGAUGCUGGCAUAACUCGGACAAAGCGGGACGACCUAUUUAUAUCUUGCGACUCGGACAACUGGAUACGAAGGGAAUGCUUCGGAGCUGCGGAGUUGAGAACCUCGUCAAGCUAACUCUCUCGAUUUGCGAAGACGGACUGCAGAGAGCCGCCGAGGCGACCAGAAAGCUCGGAACUCCUAUAAGUUCCUGGAGUCUGCUCGUUGAUUUGGACGGGCUCUCGAUGAGGCACUUGUGGAGACCCGGAGUUCAGUGUCUUCUCAAAAUCAUCGAAAUCGUGGAAGCCAAUUAUCCAGAAACAAUGGGACAAGUGCUCGUUGUCCGUGCUCCGAGAGUGUUCCCCGUUCUCUGGACUCUUAUUUCUCCGUUCAUCGACGAGAAGACAAGAAAGGUUGGUUGGAGAGCUGGAGGAAUACAAUAAUAAUAAUAAUAAUGGUUCUGUUUCCAGAAGUUUAUGGUUAGCGGUGGCAGUGGAGGAGAUUUGAAGGAAGAGCUUCGAAAACACAUUGACGAGAAAUUCAUUCCGGACUUCCUGGGCGGCUCAUGUCUGACGACAAACUGCGGGCUCGGGGGUCACGUUCCGAAGUCGAUGUACCUUCCAGUUGAAGAGCAGGAGGGCGCUAGCUCAUCAGAGGACCCGUUGCACUCGACGUACACAAGCACCGCCACGUGGCGAGGAUAUCCGAUCGAAGUGGUCGUUCCCAUUGAAACUGCCGGAUGUGUGCUCACGUGGGACUUUGAUGUUCUGAAGAACGACUGCGAAUUCAGUCUGUACUUCUCAACUGAGGUUCGGAGUGACAAUAAAAUGUUCAAAAACAGUUUUUCCAGAAAAUUGAGCCACCUCCAGUUCGCGACGGAGCUCAGUCGCCGACUACUAUUCUCAAUCCCGUGGAAAUGGUUUCCGCGGCAAUCGGCGGAGCCUCUCAUCAGCACCCUGAUCUUCAGUGUGCGCCUGAGCUGAAAAUCGGUUCUCCCGAACUGACCCUGGAAGAGAAGCCCGUGCUGUUCCAGGAAGGAGAUUCCAUGCAGGUUUGUGUCCCUUUCAUCAAUUAGCAAUGAAAAUUCCAUCUGCAGGGAUCCCAUUACUGCUCUCGUGCUGGCACUUACGUACUGCAAUGGAGAGUUCCGGAAACGGGCGCCGGCAUUUCGUCCACAUUCGAUUUUGGCUCCCAUAAAUGCCGAUUCAUCUACUACUAUGAGAUUCUGAAUUCCGAAAACUUCAGGUGUGUAGGCGUGGUCUUUCCACUUGUGAUGUACUUUUUUCAGAGGGUCCGUCGCCUCUCUCGAAUCUUGCCGCUCGUCAUCGUUCAGUUCAAUCGCCCCGCCAACGCCUCCGACGCCAGGAACUCCCCGUAAUCCUUAA